AUGUCUCUCACCAGACCUCUGUCUGCAUCUCUCCGCAUCAGCAACAGACUCCUUACAAUCCGCAAUCACCUCCAUCCCUCACCGUCAAUUAUAACCCCUCUGCCGCUUCAACCGCAGAGACGCAUCACCAUGUCUCUCCCCAAAACCCAGAAGGUCGUCCUUAUCGAAAAAACCGGUGGACCCGAAGUCCUCCAGUACAGAACAGACUACCCCGUCCCAACCCCCAAGGAAGGCCAGUUACUCGUGAAGAAUCACCUCUCCGGCAUAAACUUCAUCGACACCUACUUCCGCUCAGGCCUGUAUCCAUCUCCCAAACCCGAAGUCCUCGGCCGAGAAGCCGUGGGUACCAUCGUCGCAGUCGGGCCCGGUCCCAAUCCGUAUAACUUCCAAGUGGGUGAUCGUGUCGCUUGGCUCGGUACGGGGUCGUAUUCCGAGUACACUGCCGUUCCUGCGGCAAAGACCGUCAAGAUCCCCAAUGGAAUUGAGGAUGAGAAAGUCCUGGCGUCGUUGCUGAGCGGAUUGACCGUGCUCACCCUUGCUAAGGAGACUUAUCCCGUCAAGAAGGGGGAAUGGGUGCUACUGCAUGCUGCUGCGGGUGGGGCGGGAUAUCUGAUGACGCAGGUGCUCAAGCAGAUUGGUGCCAAGGUUAUUGGUACAGCAGGAGGCCCUGAGAAGGUUGCGUUGGUGAAGAGCCUCGGUGCGGAUGUGGUGAUUGAUUAUCGCAGCGAGGAGGGGAAGGACUGGGUUAAGAAGGUCAAGGAAGUAACUGGAGGCCAGGGCGUGGAUGUGGUCUAUGAUUCCGUUGCAAAGGAUACCUGGGAGGGAAGUCUGGAGGUUGUUAAAAGGAAGGGGACCAUCGUUUGGUUUGGCAAUGCCAGCGGUCCGGUUCCUCCACUCAAUCUUGCAAUACUCUCCCCUAAGUGUGUCAAGGUCGCCCGGCCCAUGCUAUUCGGCUACAUCCAGACGAGGGAAGAGUUCGAGUUCUACACCAACGAGCUCUUCAAUCUGCUCAAGUCCGGCCAGCUGAAGGUCAGGAUCCACAAGAUCUAUCCUUUGGCAGAAGCAGCUCAAGCUCAGAGUGAUCUCGAAGCACGAAAGACCACCGGCAAGCUGCUCCUGCGGCCAUGA
This is a messenger RNA of Monascus purpureus, 1128 nucleotides long. The record is from the annotation of a GenBank genome assembly. NCBI's taxonomy places the organism in Eukaryota, Fungi, Ascomycota, Eurotiomycetes, Eurotiales, Aspergillaceae.